This is a messenger RNA of Neoarthrinium moseri, 1050 nucleotides long. RefSeq lists its product as uncharacterized. The transcript has 5 exons. The record is from RefSeq and is a predicted model, not a curated record. Gene Ontology annotation, biological process: retrograde transport, endosome to Golgi; endoplasmic reticulum to Golgi vesicle-mediated transport. The coding region runs from base 1 to 1050 and encodes 349 amino acids. Gene Ontology annotation, cellular component: Golgi membrane; endoplasmic reticulum; Golgi cis cisterna. NCBI's taxonomy places the organism in Eukaryota, Fungi, Ascomycota, Sordariomycetes, Amphisphaeriales, Apiosporaceae.
AUGCCAGACUCCUGGACGUCCCAAAUGCCUGUGAAGAAUUGGCAACAAGGAGAAUGGCUGGGGCGUGCCAAAGAAAAUAAAUUCUCGAACCCCAGUGGACUGGGCACCAGCUCGCUUGUGGCUGAUACGCAGCUGCAGAUGGUUCCUCCGCCAGCUGCAGGGCUGAGGAUGCUGCAGCCCGAGAGCAUCAUCCCUGUCCCCGGAGCUCCGACGUGUCGCGAAACCUCCAAAGCCAAGCGGCCGUCCGGGUUUUGGGAUACGUGGAGUGCCAUUGUUGCUGUCCUGGGACCGAUUCCUGGUUUGGAGCUUGUGUUGAAGGUAAAACAGCCAGUUUGCGUUGAGGCGCGCCAGAAAGACACGGUUCAGACGCAACUGGUCACACCCCUGCUCCGUGUUUUAAUGAGCACGCAAAGCUUCCAGCACCAAGACGUGAACUAUCCCCCAUUCCGUUGCACGCCGGGCUCUCAUACGACCAACCCUACGAUUCGAACCCUCUCCCGAGAUAUACGACCCGAACGCAUCGAACAGAAGCAGAAGCGGCCAGGGAUCACAUCCCCCAUUUCCUCCCGCAAGGAUGCCGACCAUGUGGUUAUCGGACACGCAGAUGAGCCCCCAAGCCAGCCUACGCCAUGCGCGUGCGGCCAGAACGGGCUGGAUGGACAGGAGACUGACGGACGGCCCUGCGCAGGAGGUUUCUUCCUGAUAGGCGGCGUCAUGCUCUUCUUUGACCGAGCCAUGCUGGCCAUGGGCAAUAUCCUCUUCCUGAUCGGCCUCACCAUCAUCAUCGGCCCGCAAAAGACGCUGCUCUUCUUCGCGCGGCCGCAGAAGGCCAAGGGCACGGCGGCCUUCUUCGGCGGCCUGCUGCUGAUCCUGGCGCGCUGGCCGCUGAUCGGCUUCUGCGUCGAGCUGUACGGCAUCAUGGUGCUGUUCGGCGACUUCCUCGGCACCAUCGCCGGCUUCGCCCGCAACGUGCCCGUCAUCGGGCCCUACAUUGGCGUGCUGGUCGACCGCAUGGGCCUGGGCCGGCGCAACGCCGAGCUGCCCGUGUAA